Messenger RNA from Trachemys scripta elegans, 2695 nucleotides. It is a transcript of the gene NKRF, whose product is annotated as NFKB repressing factor. The transcript is spliced from 3 exons. NCBI's taxonomy places the organism in Eukaryota, Metazoa, Chordata, Testudines, Emydidae. Gene Ontology annotation, cellular component: nucleolus; nucleoplasm. The coding region runs from base 214 to 2613 and encodes 799 amino acids. Gene Ontology annotation, molecular function: nucleic acid binding. The record is from RefSeq and is a predicted model, not a curated record.
UGCGGGCGGCGCGUGAGGGGCCCGGCGCGGGGGUCGCGGCCGCACGUGGGGGGAGUGGAGCGGAGUUUGCGCGCGGGGCCCGCCCCGGCAUCCCCGGCUCGGGCUGAUCUCUCCUCCGCCCGGCUCGGGCCGCACGUGGGGCCUGGCCCUCCCUCUCCCCGCAGGCCGGGAGCCGGGCUCGCGCCGGCUCGGGCGGACAGGCUGGCCGAGCCGAUGGCUGGCGGCUGGAUGCUGCUGGGCGGGGAUUUCCUGACCCCGCAGCCGCCGCCGCUGCCCCCGGUGCCGCCUCCGGAGCAGCCGCCGCCGCCCCCGGAGCCCGAGGCGGUGCCCGAGCCUGUCCUGGAGCAGUGGCGCCAGUACCAGGAGAGCGACUGGCACUGGGGGCUGCGUCGCCAGUUCAUCCUCCGCCACCUGGCCAGUUACCCGGGCGCCGCGAUCGACCAGCUGCUGUCGCUCUCCGUGCUCUGGACCAACCACGUCUUCAUGGGCUGCAGGUAUGGCUCGCAAGUUAUGGAGAAAGUCUUCAAGAUGGCUGAAGGUAUCGAUAUUGGGGAGAUGCCAUCGUUCGAGCUGGUACCUCCUGCUAAGCCCCCAAAAAGACCCUGCUCUCCACCUUGCUCUCCCUAUGCCAAUCCAGAGCCUCCCAAAAAAGUCCUCCCCAGGUUCCGCGUGAGACCUCGUUUUGAGCCUGUACACUUUGUAGCCAGUAGUGAAAAAGAUGAAAGAAAAGAAGAUCCUUCAGACAACCAAACGCAGGAGUCAAACAAGGAUGCAAACACAAACAGCACUGCCCAGUCAGUCGAAAACUAUGUGGAUUUUGUUUUUAACAGUUUCAAUACCCAGGAAGCAGAUCCCCAGUUCUCCAACUCGGUGGGUUUUGGUUAUGCAAGUAGCCAGACAACCGCCACCAGUGUGGUUUUGAACAGCAUGGACACUACCCAGAGUGGUGCUCCACAACUUUCCACUUCCUCUUCAGUUCUCCAGUCUUCAUCAGAUACUUUCUCCCAGUCAGUUAUCACAGCAAAGCAGUAUUUUAUUGACAAACUCUCAGCAGCAAUCUGGAAGAAUCUUGCUAACCCAGAUGCUAACACUGGGACUGAUAAAAUUAACUAUACAUAUUUGUUGACUCGGUCAAUUCAGGCAUGUAAGACAAAUCCUGAAUAUAUUUAUGCUCCUCUAAAAGAAAUUGCCCCUGCCGACCUCCCAAAAAAUAAGAAGCUUCCAACAGAUGGCUUUGCUUGUGAAGUGAGAUGCCAAAAUGUCUACUUAACUACUGGUUAUGCUGGCAGCAAAAAUGGAUCCAGGGAUCGAGCCACAGAAUUAGCAGUCAAGCUGUUGCAAAAGUCUGUGGAAGUUAAAGUUGCUCAGCGGAAGUUCAAACAUACCUAUCGAGAGGACUUAAUAGUGUGUGAGUCCGGCACAUGCCCGCAGGAAUUGCCUCCUGCUCUCAAACAGCUUGACGAUUUUCUAGCUGCCAACAAAGAUUUUUCGUCUGGGCAGUCUGGUUCUGAUCCCUUGCAAGGUUCUAGUAGUUCAACCAAACACUGGACUAAUUUUGUCCUCACGGAAAAUGCUAGCGAUGCUAUAGGGAUACUUAACAACUCGGCUUCAUUUAACAAAAUGUCAGUUGAAUACAAAUAUGACUUAAUGUCAAACCGCUCGUGGCGCUGUAGAGUGUUUUUACAAGACCACUGCUUAGCCGAGGGAUACGGCAGUAAGAAAACUAGCAAACAUGCAGCUGCAGAUGAGGCUUUGAAAAUUCUUCAAAAGAUGCAGUCCAAUGUGACACCCAUCAAAACAACCCAGGUUCAGAAAGUGGGCUGUUCAUCCCGGAGUUCUGGCAAAAAGAAAGACCUGAAGGAUCUUGUUAUCUAUGAGAACUCCGAGAAUCCCGUGUGCACACUGAACGACACUGCUCAGUUCAACAAGAUGACAGUGGAAUAUGUCUUCGAAAGGAUGACGGGCAUGCGGUGGAAGUGCAAGGUGAUGCUAGAAAACGAGUUAAUUGCUGAAGCAGUUGGGGUUAAGAAAUCUGUGAAGCACGAGGCGGCGGAGGAAGCUGUGAAAAUCCUCAAAAAGACACAGCCGACUGUCGUCAAUAACCUGAAGAAGGGCACCAUCGAAGACGUCAUCUCAAGAAAUGAGAUUCGGGGCCGCUCAGCAGAAGAGGCUUUCAAACAGAAGAUUAAAGAAGACAACAUAGGGAAUCAGAUUUUAAGAAAAAUGGGCUGGACAGGUGGUGGGUUAGGGAAAGAUGGCGAAGGGAUACGAGAACCUAUUGCAGUAAAGGAGCAAUUUAAAAGGGAAGGACUCGGGCUUGAUGUGGAAAGGGUGAACAAAAUUGCUAAAAGAGAUAUUGAGCAGAUCAUUCGAAAUUAUGCGCGCUCAGAUAGUCAUGUUGACUUGACUUUUUCUACAGAACUUACCAAUGACGAGCGGAAGCAGAUCCAUCAAAUUGCCCAAAAAUAUGGUCUUAAAAGUAAAUCCCAUGGGCAGGGCCAUGAUAGAUUCUUGGUGGUAAGCAGAAAGAGACGUAAGGAAGACUUAUUAGACCAACUGAAGCAAGAAGGCCAUGUUGGACAUUAUGAACUUAUUAUGCCUCAAGCUAAUUGAGCUUCAUGGUGUCCAAUUUCAUUGGUGAAUGCAUAAGGAGAUGGAGUUUCCUAGAUCCCUAAUUAAAGAAACAGAUGCUGCA